GCGGCGAGUUGCAUUCUGGUUCCGUCGUGUGUCUGGCGUGUGGAGCUAGUGCUCCCGCUUAUUCGCCACUGUCGCCACCGCUGUCAUGAACCGCGAGAGCUUCGCGGCGGGAGAGCGGCUGGUGUCGCCGGCUUACGUGCGGCAGGGCUGUGAGGCCCGCCGCUCGCAUGAGCACCUCAUACGGCUGCUUCUGGAGAAGAGUCUCGCUCUUUCGCCCAGGCUGGAGUGCAGUGUCGCGAUCUCGGCUCACUGCAGCCUCCGCCUCCCGGGUUCACGCCAUUCUCCUGCCUCAGCCUCCCGAGUAGCUGGGACUACAGGCGCCCGCCACCACACCCGGUUAAUGUUUGUAUUUUUAGUAGACGUGGGGUUUCACCAUGUUGGCCAGGCAGAUCUCAAACUCCUGACUUCAAGUGAUCGGCCAUUCUUGGCCUUCCAAAGUGCUCGGAUUACAGGCGGCAAGUGUCCAGAGAAUGGCUGGGAUGAAAGUACACUUGAACUCUUUUUACAUGAACUUGCAAUCAUGGACAGCAACAAUUUCUUAGGCAAUUGUGGUGUGGGAGAAAGGGAAGGGAGAGUGGCAUCCGCACUGGUUGCUCGUCGUCAUUACAGGUUCAUUCAUGGCAUUGGACGAUCGGGUGAUAUUUCUGCUGUGCAACCAAAAGCUGCAGGCUCUAGCCUUUUGAACAAAAUUACCAAUUCUUUGGUCCUGGACAUUAUAAAGCUGGCUGGUGUCCAUACAGUAGCCAACUGCUUUGUAGUUCCUAUGGCAACUGGUAUGAGUCUAACUCUGUGUUUCUUAACAUUACGACACAAAAGACCAAAGGCAAAGUAUAUUAUAUGGCCACGAAUAGACCAGAAGUCCUGCUUUAAAUCCAUGAUCACUGCAGGUUUUGAGCCUGUGGUGAUAGAAAAUGUUUUGGAAGGUGACGAGCUGCGUACAGACCUGAAAGCAGUGGAGGCUAAAGUCCAGGAACUUGGGCCUGAUUACAUUCUGUGUAUUCAUUCUACUACAUCCUGUUUUGCUCCAAGGGUGCCUGAUAGAUUAGAAGAACUGGCUGUGAUUUGUGCUAAUUAUGACAUUCCACAUAUAGUUAAUAAUGCUUAUGGAGUGCAGUCUUCAAAGUGUAUGCAUCUCAUUCAGCAGGGGGCUCGAGUUGGUAGAAUAGAUGCUUUUGUUCAGAGCUUGGACAAAAAUUUUAUGGUUCCAGUAGGUGGCGCUAUAAUUGCUGGCUUUAAUGAUUCCUUCAUUCAGGAAAUCAGCAAGAUGUAUCCAGGAAGAGCUUCAGCUUCACCUUCUUUAGAUGUCCUUAUUACUUUAUUGUCUCUUGGAUCAAAUGGCUAUAAGAAGCUACUAAAAGAAAGAAAGGAAAUGUUUUCAUAUUUGUCCAACCAAAUAAAGAAGUUGUCAGAAGCCUACAAUGAAAGACUGUUGCAUACACCUCACAAUCCCAUAUCUUUAGCUAUGACACUUAAAACACUAGAUGAACACCGUGACAAAGCUGUCACUCAGCUUGGCUCGAUGCUUUUUACCAGACAGGUUUCUGGAGCCAGGGUUGUGCCUCUUGGGUCCGUGCAAACUGUGAGUGGCUAUACUUUCAGAGGCUUUAUGUCACAUACAAAUAAUUACCCUUGUGCUUACCUCAAUGCUGCAUCAGCCAUCGGAAUGAAGAUGCAGGAUGUGGACCUGUUCAUAAAGAGACUUGACAGGUGUUUAAAGGCAGUAAGAAAAGAACAAAGUAAAGAGAGUGAUGACAAUUAUGACAAAACUGAAGAUGUGGAUAUUGAAGAAAUGGCUUUAAAACUAGAUAAUGUACUUCUUGACACAUACCAGGAUGCUUCUUCAUGACAUGCAAAGGGUUUCUUCUUGAUCAUUUGAAAGAAAUGAUAAGGCUGUAGUACAAGCAAGCAGUUUAAAUAUAAGACUUGAGAUUUUUGAAUUGAGAAUUUCAUGGGAAUAUUCAGUCAAGGAGCAGACUGUGGUCUGAACUAGCCAUUGAUGAUUGUUAAGUUUCCCAUUCUUAGACUGCAUCAAUCCUUGUGAUCCUUAACAGGUUAUAAUAUACAAUUAGCAUUUUUCUAAUUGUUAGAAUAUCUGUCAAUUAAGCAUCAUGACUCAGAUAAUUUUUACUAGUGUAAUGACAGUAAAAUUACCUUCAAUUCUCUUUGAAAUGUAGAGUGCUUCCUCCUAACCAUUCUUUACCAUUUCUGAUCACACAGAAUUGAGAAAGCUCUCUUAGGCCACUAGUUACUAGUUGUUUGUUGAGAUGUGUAAGUCACAGUGUGCCUGUAAAAUGGACAUUCCCCAAGGAAGCAGAGUCAAGGUAUAAACUUUCGUUUUGACUCAAAAGCAGUGGGUCUCAACUGGGGAUGAUUCGCUUAUCUGAACAGCAUCUGCAGACAUUUUUGGUUGUCACAAUUGGUGGGAUGCUGUUAACAUCUAGAGGAUAGAGGCCAGGGUGUGCUACUCAACAUCCUACAAUGCAUGGGACAACUCCCACAAUAAAGAAUUAUCCAGCCCAAAAUGUCAUUAGUGCUGAGGUUGAGAAAUACUCCUCUAAAGUAGAUAAACUCCUUGAGUAAAGAGAAGUUUACCAUAGCAACUUUCAGUAGUACUUCAAAGAAGGUAGCUGUAUAAAUGACAUCAAACUAUACUAUAUAGAGAAUCUUAAGUGAUAACCAGGGUCACGGAUUCCAAACAUGUCAUUAUAAAUUGUUUUAUAUGGCACUCACUGGUGCAUUUUUCCUUUUGGAUAAGGGAAAACAUUAUUCCACUUACUGUUUUUGCUUUAAGCAGCCUGCAUAUAUUGUUUAGUUUGUUCAGAUGUUGUGCACAGACAUCAUCAAAAUUAGCUAACAUGGGUAUUUUUGAACAUAUUUUUGCCAGGAAGAUGAAAAUCACAUAGUAUGAUAAACAGGUAUAUUCCCCUCUACUUGCCCAUGUGCUCAUUUUUCUGAGUCUGAAAUUCCAGACUUACUGGCUUUAACAAUAAUUUUUGUUGUUAAUUUAAGAAAUAGACUUAUUUAAGACUAUUUUAAGAAAUAGAUAUGUCAUAGCCUGAAGAUUUACUGAAGCUUCUGAACAUGCCACCAUGCCAAAGCUAUGUUUCUCAAAACCAGCUCUGUGGAUCAUGUUCCUAAAAGAUGCUCAUGGGGAGAAAAUGUUUACAGACAAAUAAUUUUGGGAGCUGCCUUUGCAAACCUGCCUGUUGGCAUACUGAAGGCUCUAAGAAUUCCUUCACUAAAUAACCCAGUUUUAAUAUAUCCUUAUCCAAAGAGAAACUCAUUUUUUUAAAGUGAAAUAUUUGUUAACAGCCCAUUGAACAUACUUUUAAAAAACACUAUGGUAGAGAAUGCUGUGUUGCCUUCUGGGUUGCAUUUUUCUUAUUGAUUUGGAAUUGUAACCUAUGUAUGAGAAAGGGAUUUUCUGGUAUUUUGGUGACAUUGUACAUUGUCCCAGACUGUUUGUAAACAUGAGCUCAGACAGAUACUACUUCCUUUAAUGUGUAAGGUAGACGCCUAUGGUCACUGGCUUGACCACCUUGAAAGUCAAUGACUAUUUUGAGAUGAAGUAUUUAACUAUGAAUAUCAUGAAGGUUAUUUAAAAAUGUAUUUAUUUUAUCUUUGGGGUUCAAACAUUAAAAAAAUUUACAUAGGUGUAGUAACUCAUUUCAAGGGAAUAAAUACUGGUUUAAAAAGUGUAAAUUUUUCAUGAGAAUUUGGGACUAAAUUGCUGAACCAAUAAAGCUGAAGAGUUGCAACCUCUAGAGUCAAAAAAGGGAUUGAAAUGUUGUUGCAAAUGUAAAUGCUGGCAGUGCAGCUUGCUAUACAUGUAAGCCAAAAUUGUUUUAUAGAACAAGUGAUCUAUAUUGUUGUGAUCAUCAUUUAGCUUAAGAAAGGCCAGAGCUGGGAGAGUAGCAAAUGUUUUCUCAUCUGCAGUGUAUCAGCAGUUCUUGGGCUUCAGCUGCUGAAUAGAUAAUAAUUCUAAUUGAACAUAAAUUACAUGAACUCACAUGUGAAUGAUAGAUAUGUUACAAUAUUUCAUUCCUGAUGCAGAAAAUCAGCUGUGGUUUUUAUUAUUAACCCUUUCUUUUUCAGUGGUUUUGGAAUUCUAGCUCUAUUCCUCCUGGCUUAAAAUUUGAGGGCAUAGAAUUCACAAGAGUUUUUGAAGAGUUCUGUCUAUUCAGGCUUUCCUUUGUCCCCACCCUAGUGUCAUUUUCACUCACUCCCAUUUCCACACAUAAGUAUUAAAAAGGAUGUAUUUAUUAUAAUUCGCUAGUGCUGAUUGGUAAGACUCAUAAUUGGCCUUUGUUAUCUUUGUACUGUGACGAAGGCAGUGGAUGAUACAUUACCAAUCAUUGCCAAAGAUAACCUCUUCUAUCUUUUUGACCCAACUACCCUUAUUAAAACUAUCAGGUAAAAUAUUGGAGUUAGGUUUUUAAAGUCAUUGGGCUGUGGCAGUGUGCUUAGAAAAGAAAAUGGUGGAACAUAGAAUAUUCUUUUGGUCACUACACAAUGUGUUACUUACACAUGGCAGGGAGAGGAAUUUUAAAUCAAACUCGCAGUUUGGUUCUUAGGUCCUCUGCUGAUGAAUUCUCGCUCUAUCAGGGAAUGAUAUGUGACGCCAGCCUUAGGAACCUGGUGUUCAACUGUAAAUCUUUCUAUUUAGCUUUUUGUAUUAGUUGAAUGAAGUUAUAGAAUAUGAAUUAUUGAAUACAGUUCUGUUCAGCCAAUAGGCACUUGAUAUACAGAAUGGUAAAUUUAAAUAUAAAUUAAAUUUUUCUAAUAUUAUGAUCAGCACUUCACUGUGGUUGUAUGUCUUUAACCACCUCAUAAUAAGAACUGUUAUUGAGGACUGGGCUACAGAAAGUGCUUAGACUACAUCUAUGGCUUCCAUAGAUUUUAGUAAAAUUUAAACAGAUAAUUUGUGUUUACUGCUGAUGUUACUUUAAUAUUGAAUUAGUAGUUCAUCCUGAGAGUUAUAUUUCACAGAGGAAAAUAACCAACAGCGGAAAACAACAAUAAUAAAGCUCUGGUGAGUCUGACUCAUACUCGGAGAAAGUUUUUGGAAUACAUACACAUUUGGUGCAUAUAAGAGUUGGUUUUCCUUUUCCCACUUUCUGAGAUGUACUAACUUCUGCCAGAUCCUUAAAUGAUUUUGUUAUGUUUUGCAUUUUUGAGGCCAACCUUAUUUUGUAACUGAAAAAAGUCCAGUUUUGCAUACACAGAAAUUUGGUCAUUUUAGAAGUCUCACAACCUGAAUAGUUUGAUAAUAAUUGAAUAUGCUAUUAACAGCUUUUUAAGAAAAGGUUCUAUUAGUCAGUUUUUUCCUUGUCUGUCAUAUUAUGUUGGUUAAUGUCUCUUAUGGCCAGUCUUAGUAGACAGACCUAACACUCACUGCAUCCUUUUGUGCCUUACUUUUUACUUUCCUUUUGCCCUUUUGGUAUGUGCACAUGUAAGAUGGUAAGUUUAAGGCUAAUGAAUAUAUGUUUGUAAUUUCCUACUCACUACUCUGCAGUUAAAGCUAAGGCCUUAGGCAAAAUCUAGAAAUGUUUAUAUUGUUUUGUUUUUUAUCAAGUGGUGUCAACUUGAGAAAUACAAAGAAAGGCUAUGCUUAACUGUAUAACCAUGGGGGAUUUUAGCCAUGAGAAUAUGAAGCUGAUGUCAGCCUGCUAACCUGUUUUACCAAAAGGAAAAGAUGUUUCCAAAAAUGUUUUCGGUGUAGACUGUUUAAAGUUAAAAAUAAAUUAUAUGAUUUAUUAUAUGAAAUAAA
This is a messenger RNA of Gorilla gorilla gorilla (western lowland gorilla), 5770 nucleotides long. It is a transcript of the gene SEPSECS, whose product is annotated as Sep (O-phosphoserine) tRNA:Sec (selenocysteine) tRNA synthase. The transcript has 12 exons. The record is from RefSeq and is a predicted model, not a curated record. Gene Ontology annotation, molecular function: tRNA binding; O-phosphoseryl-tRNA(Sec) selenium transferase activity. Lineage: Eukaryota; Metazoa; Chordata; Mammalia; Primates; Hominidae. Gene Ontology annotation, biological process: conversion of seryl-tRNAsec to selenocys-tRNAsec; selenocysteine incorporation. The coding region runs from base 86 to 1846 and encodes 586 amino acids.